GGCCGGUACGGACCGGCGGGGACCAGCGAGAGGAGCGGAGGGCCCGGCCGGGUGGCUUAGUGGCCCCGGCGACGCCACCUCUGCGUGUCCGCCCUCCCGCGCCUGGCAUGCUCGCCCCUAGCCACCGGCGCUCACCGGGGUCCCAGCCGAGGCUGGGAAAGCAGGGAAGGGUCGCCCAGCCGACCGCACCCGGACGAGCGCACGUGGCUCCGGCCACCGCCUUGGGCUCCAGACGGGACCCUUGUUGGGAACCGGCCCGACCGCGGAGACCCCUAGUUGGGUGUGUCAACGCCGCCGGCUGGAGAACCCCUGGCCAGAAGUUUGCGGCUGCUCACAUCUGGAAGGACCUCUCCGCCGUGCAGGCCGAACCGACAGAGCGGAGGCUAUCACAGGUGUUAUACAGACCAUGAACUGACCACUGGUCCCAGACCUUGAUGAGCACAGUGUGAGGCACCUGACAGGAACCUAGCAACCCUUCCUCUCUGGCACUAAGGACUCCCAGAGAAGAUGGGGAGGAAAAAGAUUCAGAUCCAGCGAAUCACUGACGAGCGGAACCGCCAGGUGACAUUCACUAAGCGUAAGUUUGGGCUGAUGAAGAAGGCUUAUGAGCUGAGUGUGCUGUGCGACUGUGAGAUCGCGCUCAUCAUCUUCAACCACUCCAACAAACUGUUCCAGUAUGCCAGCACCGACAUGGACAAGGUGCUGCUCAAGUACACUGAGUACAAUGAACCACACGAAAGCCGUACCAAUGCCGACAUCAUUGAGACCCUGAGGAAGAAGGGCUUCAAUGGCUGCGACAGCCCAGAGCCCGAUGGGGAGGAUUCACUGGAGCAGAGCCCCCUGCUGGAGGACAAGUACCGACGCGCCAGUGAGGAGCUGGACGGGCUCUUCAGGCGCUAUGGGUCAUCUGUCCCGGCCCCCAACUUUGCCAUGCCUGUCACAGUGCCCGUGUCCAAUCAGAACUCCAUGCAGUUCAGCAAUCCUAGUGGCUCUCUGGUCACCCCUUCCCUGGUGACAUCAUCGCUCACGGACCCACGGCUCCUAUCCCCCCAGCAGCCAGCACUACAAAGAAACAGCGUUUCUCCAGGCCUGCCCCAGCGGCCCGCUAGUGCAGGAGCCAUGCUGGGUGGAGACCUCAACAACGCUAAUGGAGCCUGUCCCAGCCCUGUCGGGAAUGGCUACGUCAGCGCCCGGGCUUCCCCUGGCCUCCUCCCUGUGGCCAAUGGCAACAGCCUAAGCAAGGUCAUCCCUGCCAAGUCUCCACCCCCACCCACUCACAGCACCCAGCUGGGAGCCCCCAGCCGCAAGCCUGAUCUGCGGGUCAUUACUUCCCAGGGCAGCAAAGGGUUAAUGCAUCACUUGACUGAGGACCAUUUAGACCUGAACAACGCCCAGCGCCUUGGGGUCUCCCAGUCUACCCACUCUCUCACCACCCCAGUGGUUUCCGUGGCAACACCGAGUUUACUCAGCCAGGGCCUCCCCUUCUCCUCCAUGCCCACUGCCUACAACACAGAUUACCAGCUGCCCAGCGCAGAACUCUCUUCCCUACCAGCCUUUAGCUCACCUGGGGGGCUGACACUAGGCAACGUCACCGCCUGGCAACAGCCCCAGCAGCCACAGCAGCCACAGCAGCCACAGCCUCCACAGUCACAGCCACAGCCACCACAGCCACAGCAGCCACAGCAACCACCUCAGCAACAGCCCCACCUGGUCCCUGUGUCUCUCAGCAGCCUCAUCCCAGGCAGCCCCUUGCCCCAUGUGGGUGCUGCUCUCACCGUCACCACCCAUCCACACAUCAGCAUCAAGUCAGAACCAGUGUCCCCAAGCCGUGAGCGCAGCCCUGCACCUCCUCCACCAGCUGUGUUCCCAGCUACCCACCCUGAGCCUGGUGACGGUCUCAGCAGCCCAGCGGGGGGAUCCUAUGAGACCGGGGAUCGGGAUGAUGGACGGGGGGACUUCGGGCCCACACUGGGCCUGCUGCGCCCAGCCCCAGAGCCUGAGGCUGAGGGCUCAGCUGUGAAGAGGAUGCGACUGGAUACCUGGACAUUAAAGUGAUGGUUUCCACUUCCUCCUCUCAGCCUCCCUGAUGAAGAGUUGACAAUCUCACCGCCCACCCCUCCCUGUCCUGGGCUCCUCCCGCUCGACCCCCCCUUCUGCUCCAUGUCCUGUUGAUGGUUACAUUUGUGUAUAAUUAUUAUUAUUAUAUUAUUAUUAUUAUUAUAUUUUUUUUUAAUUUGGAGUCUCACUUUGGAGAGAGGGAUAUUCUUGCCCCUUUCUUGCCCCCACCGUUUUCUCCGGUAGGGACUCUCUUUAUCGUGGGAAGGCGGGGGGACACUUUGCACGUUGUACACAUAUGCUGCAGGAAGGGGGUGGGGCGGCCCAGUAGGCCUUGGGGAAGGAUAGGUGCCGAGCCCUGCAUGUGGCGCCCUCCCAUCCCAUUCCCAGACAGUUGUAAAGAACCAAAAACUACCCAACAACAAAAACCCGGACAGUAGACUGAAACCCCAAAGCUGGCUUGAUGAUGGGUUUGUGUCUCAGGAGAUAGGAGGAGGCAGAGGCUCUGCUUCUGGUCUGUUCACAUGGCUAAUACCAUCCUGGUCCCUUUGGCUCCCUAAACCCACACCAUUCUCACUGACUCUCUGUGCUGCACCCCAAGCCCUGGGUGCUAGGAAGGCUGCCUAGAAGUCUGAGGCUAGAGCAGGGGCUUUAGGUGAGAACCUCUCUGGAAGUACAUUGGAGAGACAGCUGUGGGAAGAGGGCUGAGGAGGGCAGAAGGGCUGGGGGUGGUGAAUGGGGACUUGCCACCCCCAGCAUUUCCUCUAAGAUGUACAGUGCAAUAGCUCCCCAUCCUUCAGCCUACCCCAGCCCUAGAAAGCUGGCCAUGUGCUAGAAUUGGGAGAGAACCUUCAGUGAGGUGGCUCCAGGGUGGGCCAGAGUUAGCCUUUGGUUCCCCUGGGGUGCCAAGGGCUGAAGGCCUGGCAUGGAGAGGUUACUUCUCUGCCUUGCACAUCCAUACCCAGAGGAGUGCAUGCUGGGCACACAGGAUGGUCUGUGGGGCUGGAGGUCCCUAUAGAUGAGGCCCCCAAGGCCCUUCUCCUAAGCCUUCCUCCCAGCUCCUCCUCUUGACCCACCUCUCAGCUCUUGGCACCCUCCUUGUCUCGCUACCUCCUGUCCCUCCACCUCCAGGCCGCAUCCCACCUGCCCUCUUGCUACUGUAAUUGUAAAUAGCGACCUUUCGAAACGUUAGAGUAUAACAGUCCAGGAAACUGUUGUGUUUUUUGUUGUUGUUGUUGUUGUAUUGAUAUGAAAUGAGAUUCUAUUUUUGUCAAAGUAUAUUGUAAUAAUAAUGACUCAAACGGCCCGUACUGUACAGAUGAGAUUCUUUCGCUGUUCUUGCUCCCUUCCUCUCCCAGAGUUGGCCUGCUUUGUUGCCUUCUCAGUGGGGCAGCAAGCAAAUGCCCAGGGCCAGUGAAAGCAUGGGGUUCUGGGACCUCAGCUGGAUCUGAGAUCAAACUAGAGCAGACAGGCUCUCAGCUUGCUCUGUCACCACUCCACCCUCCGCAGAAGCCCAGCUCCUCUGCCCCCAGGUCAGGGGAGACCUGACAUACACUUCCUUGGGGCUUUCUCCCAGUUGGAGAGUAGAUUUAGACACAGCCCAUUGUUGUGGUAGAUGCUCUUUGCCCACCUGUGACCCAACCUUUUGUAGUAUUUCAACACUUGAUGCAGGGAAGGAGCCAGAAGCAGAAGGGUGUGAACGUGCUCAUGAGGGCGUGUCUGGGUGCACCCUGUAUUUUUGUGUUCCUGUGAGCUGUGUGGAUGUACCUUUGUGUGCCUCUGAGUCCAAGGGGUGUAUUCGUGGCUCUUCAUGUGACUCAAGCUCCAAGGGCCUCUGUGUCUGUGUGGCUGGGUAUGUGUUUACAAAGGGACAGGUGGCUGUUGAGCCCCAUAGCCCAGGCUUCUAGCUCUAACCCUCACUCCCUUCUUCCCUGGGCUGCUCUCAGCCCUGACACGUUUGUACUUAAGUUAGGGGGACUUACCAGUCAGCCUUCUCUUUUCUCCCUACAGCCUACCUCCACCAGGGCUUCCCUCCAGAAGCUCUGUCUCUAUAUGGCUGUCCACUAGUCCCCACCCUAAACAGUUCUGACUAGUUUGUGGAAUAAACUCAAGUUCCUCUUCCUUCUGGGAGCUUUGACUUCCACAAGGCAGUGACCCUCCCUUACCCAGAGUUUUACCCCAGCUGCUGACCAGGCAGGGGUGCCACAUGCCCGGCCUUCCCACCCCUCCCUAUGGUUCCUACAGGGAGUUUUGAGCAUUUGAUGGGAUUUACUCAAGGCCUUGAAAGAAGCCUGGGUAUAUUCCUGCGCACAUGUGCUCCCCAGAGCCCUGACAGUAGCUGGCACAUUGUAGGCACUCAAUAAAUGCUGAAUGGAUGAAUGAUAGGUGCUCAAUUAGUGUGGAAUGACUGGCCUUGACUAAGGCCAUUCUCACCAUCAUCAGUCUGCCCACCUUUCUAGGCUGAGCUUGGCCACCAUUACACACAGACUGGGGGUAAGGGCCCCCACAGUUGACGGUGCAAUAUUCACCAGUUUUGCCAUCUGCCUCUUGAAGGCAAACCUGGCUUUUGAUUACCAUGUACGGGUGUGUGUGUGUGUGUGUGUGUGUGUGUGUGUGUGUCUGUGUCCUUUCUUCUCUGUCCCUGGCAAUCGGGGAUAGUCUGCGAAUGAAUAUGUGACAUUUCUGCAAUUCAGUAUCCCCAGGUUUCUCUUGGGGCUAUGUAGGGGCUUCUGGCUGGCCAGGUAAAUGGAUCCCUGGGAACCCAGACCUCAAAUAAGGACUUAAAUUUCUUCCUCUCACAAACCAAAUUUGCCUCCUAUCCACUCCCUCUACAAAACUGGGCAUUUGCCAAAGUAGCCACUGGCGUCAUCCAAUGCCCUUCCCAUCCAGGUUUCCCUCAACUUUCAGGGAUAGUGGGACAGAGGGCCACCCCCACAUGCCUCAGUGGGACACAUUUCCCCCAACAGUGCACUCAGUGCAGUAAGAAAGACCCCUGACCCCACCCAUCCCUCCCCACCAUGGACAGGAAGGAAGAAAGAAAUGCACCUUCUCUUGCUGAUUAUUUAUUUGUUUGGAGAGACAGAAAUGAUGUAAAAGUGUAUCUAGAAAUAUCUAUAUCUAUAUAUUUUUAACUGACUCUUUGGAAUCCCCUGGCAGGGGAAUUUGGGCUCUCCUAAGAGGCUGGAAGACAUGGAGCCUGGGAGCUCUUGUUCUACCCUCAUCUGCCUCAUACCCCUUAAGCAGCUGAUGGAAGGACUGGGAUUUGCAUGGGGCAAGGAGGACUGAGAUAUUACAAGGAGAGUCUGGAUUCUCUGCUCUACCCCAUUCAAGCCCCAGAGAGGGCGGGGGGAGGCAAGGAGGGAGGGAGGGUAGGGCCAGCCACAGAGGUGACCCACCCCCAAACUUGACAAUCACCCACACUCCUGGCUCCUGGGUCCUGGGAGCAGGGUGAGUCCAAGUGUGUGGCUGUUGAUUUGUUUUUAAUAUUUCUUUUCGUGCUGUAUGGUGAUGCUUUCUAGUAUUCUGCACAAUAAGAAAAGACAAAGUCCUCGAGAUUCUUACGAGUUUGGUUUGAAAACUCUUUCACUAUAUUUGUUGUAAAGAGGUUUACUAUUAAAAGAAAAAAAAAAGAACACGUUUCUGAUACUUCA
Messenger RNA from Nannospalax galili (Upper Galilee mountains blind mole rat), 5705 nucleotides. RefSeq names its product myocyte enhancer factor 2D (gene Mef2d). Gene Ontology annotation, biological process: cell differentiation; positive regulation of transcription by RNA polymerase II. The transcript is spliced from 12 exons. The record is from RefSeq and is a predicted model, not a curated record. Gene Ontology annotation, molecular function: DNA-binding transcription factor activity, RNA polymerase II-specific; protein dimerization activity; RNA polymerase II cis-regulatory region sequence-specific DNA binding. The coding region runs from base 508 to 2055 and encodes 515 amino acids. NCBI's taxonomy places the organism in Eukaryota, Metazoa, Chordata, Mammalia, Rodentia, Spalacidae.